CAACAACUACCACGUACUCUCUCUGCUCUCUUUGUUUUGAAUUAAAAAGUAAACACCACAUUUUCAUCGAACUGCAAACUUUUCCCUCUCGCCUGCCUUCUCCUUUCUCCAUCUUCUUCAGUCUUCCUUCACACUUCAUCUCUUCUCUGGUUUACCUCCUUCUUUUUCUCCUCCUCCUGGCUUUUCUUUUUUUUCUUUUUUUCUUUAAAUUGAUUUGGAGUUUUGUGUUUGGUGGGUAUUCAAGAGAUCUAAGCUGCUUUGUUGGAUUUGAUGAACCCUGUUUGAUGGAUCCAAAAGCUCUGCCUCCAGGAACCUCAAUCUUCGGCCCUCGUUUGCAUUCAUCUGACACAAGUUUCCCCAUUAUAGCCAUUGCCAUUAUAGGAAUCUUAGCCACUGCUUUCUUGCUGGUUAGCUACUACAUCUUCGUCAUCAAAUGCUGCCUUAAUUGGCACCGCAUUGAUAUCCUCAGGCGAUUUUCUCUCUCAAGAAGGCGGCGAACCGAGCUCCUAGUGGUUUACGCUCCAGCAGUGGAGACUCGAGGAUUGGACGAGUCUGUCAUUCGGUCAAUCCCCAUAUUUCAGUUCAAGAAAAGAGAAAGAGCAGAAGGUAAUAGUAGAGAUUUUGGAACAAGAAGCUUCUGUGAAUGCGCCGUUUGCCUAAACGAGUUCCGGGAAGAUGAGAAGCUGCGGAAAAUACCAAACUGUAGCCAUGUAUUUCACAUAGAUUGUAUCGAUGUUUGGCUUCAAAAUAAUGCCAACUGCCCACUUUGCAGAACAGGCAUUUCAACGACGACAAGGUUCUCUCCUGAUCAAAUCAUGGCUCCUAACUCUUCCCCGCGAGAUCCAAAUCCUGAAAUCGGAGGUGAUGAAGACUUUGUUGUGAUUGAAUUAGGAAACCGUAAUUCCACGUUGUUUGCAGCUCAAGAGAGGCUGAAUUCAAAUUCAAGAGAGUUACUACCCACAAGGUCAAUCAGUCCUCCUUCGUCGAGAAUGAAGAAGCUCCAUAAGGUUACAAGCAUGGGGGAUGAAUGCAUUGACAUCAGAGGCAAAGAUGAUCAGUUCUGUAUUCAACCUAUUAGGAGGUCAUUUUCAAUGGACUCAUCCACGGAUCGACAGCUUUAUUUGGCAGUUCAACAAGCUAUCCAACAGAAAAGCCAAGUGAGUGAGGUUAGUCCUGUUGACGGUUGCAGCAGCAGAGUGAAGAGAUCUUUGUUUUCUUUCGGCCAUGGUAGGGGAUCAAAAAGUGCAGUUUUGCCUGUUCAUUUGGAGCCAUAAAAACCCAGAUUGGUUAUUGACAUAGGAGAUUUGUAGAGAGUACAGAGUGCGAUUUGUGACAUAGAGAGAUAUUCAAUUGAAAUUGAAUUUGAUUUUUGUUUUACUUAAUUGAUAAAUUAUAAUAAUUGAAGGCUGGUCCAGUCUAAUCAUGAUCAUCAUUACCCAAACUACCACCACUAUUAUAUGCUUUUCUUUUGAAUCCUUCCAAUUUGUUUUUCUGGGUUGGGUUGAAUAUAGGCACCGUUCAGUUGUUGGGUGAUGGGGAGAGAAAAGAAUGUGAGAAGUUUGAUUUUAGGAGUACGUUCAUUAGAAAGAAUAACAUAGCCUACCAACUUCUUGUACCAAUAAUAUGAUGGUUGGUAGGAAGGUAUGAAUGGUAUGAUCAUGGUUGGUAAUGCUCCUUCUCCAAAUUUAUU
Messenger RNA from Carica papaya (papaya), 1690 nucleotides. Its product is annotated as RING/U-box superfamily protein. The record is from RefSeq and is a predicted model, not a curated record. Lineage: Eukaryota; Viridiplantae; Streptophyta; Magnoliopsida; Brassicales; Caricaceae. Gene Ontology annotation, biological process: protein ubiquitination. Gene Ontology annotation, molecular function: transferase activity.